AUGGUCUACUACUUUACAUCAAACGUCGUCAGCCCCUCGGCGUUUAUCUACGUGGGCAAGGACAAAUUCGAGAAUGAGGAUUUAAUAAAGCACGGGCUGGAAAAGGACGUCUGUUCCACGUCGAUAACCUCUCGAGCGCCCACGUCUACCUCCGGCUCCGCGAUGGCGAGUCAUGGGAUAACAUCCCGGAAGAUCUCCUGGUCGACUGCGCGCAGCUCACCAAGGCAAACUCAAUCGAGGGAAACAAAAAGGACAACGUCACGAUAA
Molecule: messenger RNA, 267 nt
Organism: Aspergillus calidoustus
Lineage: Eukaryota; Fungi; Ascomycota; Eurotiomycetes; Eurotiales; Aspergillaceae
Source: the annotation of a GenBank genome assembly